AUGAAUUCCGUAGUGCUGCCCCUCGUGGUUGAUGUUUACGCCAAACCGGACAAGAUCGAACAUGUUAAACAAGUUCUUUUUGAUUUAAUUGAACCAGCGAGGAAAUCAGAAGGUUGUAUGAAAUAUAGACUCUACGAAAACGUUGUCGAUGCAGCACAUUUUACUAUUGUUACACAAUGGGCAUCAGAAGACGCGUAUGAAGAUCAUUUGCAAUCAGAUUGUGUGAAAAAGGCUACCGAGCUAUUGAAAGAUGACUUUUCCAAACCGGCCGAUGUCAAAAAGUACAAACAUGUUCAUUUGGAUCGAGGUUCAAAUAAAAAAACGAAAAACUCAAGUACGUUUUGCAUUAUACUGUGA
Molecule: messenger RNA, 357 nt
Organism: Didymodactylos carnosus
Lineage: Eukaryota; Metazoa; Rotifera; Eurotatoria; Philodinida; Philodinidae
Source: the annotation of a GenBank genome assembly